AUGGGAUAUGCUAACCAAUCAGUAGGAUACACAGGAGGAAAUUACCAAUCAGAUAAUCUAACAACUAAAAAGAAUAGCUUGUUUUUUAACGCAGUAAUACUUGUAGAUGGUAAUCAGUAUGAAUUAGAGGAUGUGAUAGGAGAUAAAGUUAAAACCAGAAAUGGUAGAGAAUUUUCAUUUGAUAAAAUAACAACAGUACAACCACUAAAAUUUGGUAAUGCAGUGAUUCUAAGAGGAGAGAAUGCAGGAAUUGAAGGAGUAUUCUUAAAGACAAAAGAAGAGAACAACAUUCAAUAUGGACAAAUAAAAACAACAGAGGAUGUAACUUACUGGUCAAAGUUAUCUGAAAUUACUAAAAAAUAA
Messenger RNA from Hepatospora eriocheir, 363 nucleotides. The record is from the annotation of a GenBank genome assembly. Lineage: Eukaryota; Fungi; Microsporidia; Hepatosporidae.